GUGUCACUUUAAGAACGUCGGUGAUCACGUGUGCAGUGCUUUUCACACACACACAAAAAAAGUUUGACAUAAAUUUCGAAAAUUAUUUUGUAAUUGUCUAAGUGUUUAAUACUGUCCGAGAAAUAAACUUGGAUAGUGGUACGAUGGACGGGAUAUCCCAGAAAAUUCUGACUUCAGGAUUUGCUCUUGACCUGGGGCCCUUGAAAGAGCCCUUGGCAUUUAUUAGAGUGCUCGAAUGGGUCUUCUCCAUAUUUGCCUUCGCUACAACGUCGGGUUAUGCCGGCUCUACGAGCGUCAACGUGCUGUGCCAGGGAAGCAGAAGCCAAGAAAUCACUGCUGACUUUAACUACCCAUUCAGACUCAUGGCUCACCCAUACACUGUCCCCUCCUGUAAGAACGACUCCAGCACAAUCCAGACCUAUCUGACCGGCGACUACUCGUCUUCAGCCGAGUUCUUCGUCUGUAUCGGGGUGUUUGCCUUCCUCUACAGCACCGCCAGCCUGGUGAUCUACCUGGGCUACCAGCACGUCUACAGGCAGACCAGCCGCGGCCCCAUUGUGGACCUGCUGGUGACCGCAGCCUUCACCUUGCUUUGGCUGGUGUCCUCCUCUACCUGGGGUAAAGGCUUGACUGACGUGAAGUGGGCGACCAGCCCCUCGAACCUGGUAGGCUUAAUCUCCACCUGCAAGGACGUCGGUAACAAGUGCACACCAGGAGCAGUGCCUCACAUGGGACGACUCAACUCCUCUGUGAUCUUUGGAUUCCUCAAUCUGAUAUUAUGGGGUGGUAACUGCUGGUUCAUCUUCAAGGAAACAUCUUUCCACAAGUCAGCCAACCCUCCUGCGGACGUAGAAGACGGUUCAGGGGUCAGGCCCAUGCCGUCCUAACUGGGCAGUUCUCUGCUGUCAACGGCUGUGUUCCAGACUGCCUGCAAUGCAGCCACACUGCAUAAAUUAACCAAUCUUUUGGGGAGAAUCUUAACUUCCACUCAAAUUGUCACAUAGUCAUGCAUCGACGCCAAUAGGAGACAAUGUGACAUUGUGGAAGUUAGGAUUUUCCUCUCUUAUGUGAUUUCUGACUUGUUAAACGCGUAUCCAGGCGUUUUGAGAUGUGUGACUGAUUUGCAGAUGACCUGGAACAGGGUUGAAGUUCCCUCCAACCAAGUAGUUCCUGUACUUUUUUUUUCUCCCCAAAUUAUUUGUAAAUUGGUUCGAAUGCUCUGCUUAGAAAUGUCUUCCGUAAACUUACUCACAGUUUCGUUCAUGCAUUGGCACAUGUAUUAAUCAAAAGCUUUCAAAGUUGUGCAUUUUAGGUUCUUUAAAUGGGUACAGAACGGAAUCCAGCAAAUAUGGAAGGAGACAUUUUGGGGAGGGGGGGGGGGGGUUUAAGUCAUAACUAGUCAUGCAGUUAACUCUUUACUUAACGGUAUAACUAACUAACUAACCCAAUGCAACAAUCAAAUCACUUUAUUAUAAUGUCUCUGAUUAUUUCAUUCUUGUUACUUUGUGGAUAGUUUUGUGUUUUUUUAAUGUGUAUUAAAAAACAAGGGCUUAUUACAACAAGGGCUUAUUACAACAAGGGCGUUGCUCGUUAUUUCCCACGUAAAAGAAACAAAGCAGAAAUAGUUACGGACAUCUAUGUGACGCCAUGAUCAAUUCUACAGUACUUUCCAUGUCAUGUUUCGAAAUGUGCCUUUUUUUCUUUCUUUGUGCCAGAAGGUUUGUAAAAUUGAAUGUGUUUUUAAAUUAACAAGUUGGAGUUUUUUGUAUGGGGGAGGAAAGCCAGCAAAGUCCUGUUUUCACUUUGUCAUACCUUUUUGGUCACAAACAUUUUUCAACUCUUGUUGUUCAAAUACAUUUUAAAAGAUGUACUGAUUGAUAUGUUCUGUAUUUCCUUGGGUCUCUUCUACCUCAGUUUUGUGAAGGCAGAACCUUUUUUACUCUUAAAAAAAGAAGUUCAAGUUUCAAAUGGUAGGUCUCAUUCAGUAUUGUUUAGAGAUACAUUUAAGUCAUUUAGCAGACGCUCUUAUCCAGAGCGACUUACAAAUUGGUGAAUUCACCUUCUGACAUCCAGUGGAACAGCCACUUUACAAUAGUGCAUCUAAAUCAUUUAAGGGGGGGGGGGGGUGUUUAGAGAUACACUUGACUUUAAGGUGUCAUAAUUGUGACACACCGUUAAACAAAGCUGUAAAUUAAAGGGAAAUAGCUGGUAAA
Oncorhynchus masou masou (cherry salmon) is the source of this 2213-nucleotide messenger RNA. RefSeq names its product synaptophysin-like 2b (gene sypl2b). The record is from RefSeq and is a predicted model, not a curated record. Bases 144 to 887 code for a protein of 247 amino acids. Gene Ontology annotation, cellular component: synaptic vesicle; synaptic vesicle membrane. Lineage: Eukaryota; Metazoa; Chordata; Actinopteri; Salmoniformes; Salmonidae. The transcript is spliced from 6 exons.